AUGAAAGCUAGGGUUGUGCGCAGGAAAAUUUACAAUUAUAUACGCAACGAUUUGAAGGAAAUUGCUUUUCCUUCGUCUUUGCCCGACCCUCUUCACAUCAAAAAGCGCCCCAAAUUGACAUGGGAGCAACAUAUCUGGGUUUUGAAGAGAGAUACUAGGCUUUAUGCUACUAGCUGGGUUCGUGACAUUGGCCCUGAUCUUCGGCCAAAUGAUUACAAAAAGAAUGAAAUGAUUGAUGAACCAAAUAGAGAAAAGAAAACAACCGAAGGAAAAGAACCCUCAACAUUGGAGGAUCGUGUUGUAGCUGCCAGAGGGGGAAUGGAGACUCUCAAACCUGCUUUGCAGCGUGUGUACAUGGCCAGAGCUUCUGCAUACAGAGAUGCUCUUAAAAGUUUUAUAGAAGGGUACCAAGAGGGUCUUCAGUGGGAGGUAACGGAGAACAAGGGAGAUUCCAAAACUCAAGGAGGAGUUGAUGUACCCAAAAAAAAAUCAGCAGGUAGAGAGAUUGACGACGAUGUAAAUCAUAAAAUCAUAGCAGAGUGGAUGAAAUGA
Gastrolobium bilobum is the source of this 552-nucleotide messenger RNA. RefSeq lists its product as uncharacterized. The record is from RefSeq and is a predicted model, not a curated record. The coding region runs from base 1 to 552 and encodes 183 amino acids. The transcript has 5 exons. NCBI's taxonomy places the organism in Eukaryota, Viridiplantae, Streptophyta, Magnoliopsida, Fabales, Fabaceae.